AUGAACACCUCAAUGAACGAGUCGGACUGCCCAGAGUUGAGUUUUCCUGUCUCUGUCUUCUUCACCAUCGGGGUAUUCAGUCUGAUGGAGAAUCUCUUGGUUGUAGUGGCUGUCAUAUACAACAGAAACCUCCACUCGCCUAUGUACUGCUUCAUGUGCAGCCUGGCAGGCUUCAACACCGUAGCCAGCCUCACUAAAAUGUGUGAGAACGUCCUGCUUGUUUUUGCAGAUAAGGGGCAACUGGAGAAGGAAGGUUUCUCUGAGACAAAGCUUGAUGAUGUGAUCGACUCGCUGCUCUGUAUGUCCUUUAUGGGUUCAAUUUUCAGUUUCCUGGCCAUUGCUGUUGACCGAUACGUCUCAAUAUUUCAUGCACUUAGAUACCACAACAUUAUGACAAUGCGACGCACAGGGACCAGUUUAGGCAUCAUCUGGACAACAUGUGGGGUGUCAGCUAUGCUCAUGGUGAGGUUCUUCGACUCCAAGUUCAUCAUGAUCUGCUUUGUUGCCCUAUUUCUUAUCUGCUUUGCCGUUAUCUGCUUCCUCUAUGUUUAUAUGUUCAUGCUGGCACGUAUUCACGCCAGGAAGAUUGAUGCUCUGAACUCAGGUGGCAGUGAAAAAUGUCGCCCGAGGUGGUGGGGUCGCAGUAUGAGAGGAGCCUUAACACUUACUAUCCUAUUUGGAGCAUUUGUUGUGUGUUGGGCACCAUUUUUCCUCCACCUCAUUAUCAUAGCAUUGUGCUUGACUGACCCAUAUUGUGAGUGCUAUCGAUCAUUCUUCCAGCUCCACGUACUGCUACUUAUGAGCCACGCCCUUAUUGACCCUGCUAUCUACGCCUUCCGCAGCGCCGAGCUCAGGCACACGUUCAGAAAAAUGCUUAUUUGUUCAUAA
This is a messenger RNA of Phycodurus eques (leafy seadragon), 888 nucleotides long. RefSeq names its product melanocortin 2 receptor (gene mc2r). Gene Ontology annotation, molecular function: melanocortin receptor activity. The record is from RefSeq and is a predicted model, not a curated record. The transcript has 2 exons. Lineage: Eukaryota; Metazoa; Chordata; Actinopteri; Syngnathiformes; Syngnathidae. Bases 1 to 888 code for a protein of 295 amino acids. Gene Ontology annotation, cellular component: membrane. Gene Ontology annotation, biological process: G protein-coupled receptor signaling pathway.